UUGCCCCGGAAGUAGUUGACGGUGCUGAGCCUGAACUUCCCUGCGUGUGUCGGAGGAACGGGCACCAGUGAAAUUCAAAUGUAAGGAAGAGAAAGGCAGGCGGACAGCGGAGGGGAGGGAAAGACUGAGAGUACACAGCGAGGAGCAGCAUAAUGUUUUCCAAGCGGAAGGCGGUACUGCCCACCCUCACCAUCACAACCACGGUGGGGGAAGGACCGUCCCCCACUAGAGGGGACACGGCCGAAGCUAACCUAGUAACCUUACCAAAGAAGUUGGAGGAACUUGAGCUUGAUGAGCAGCAGAAAAAUAGACUUGAAGCCUUUCUUACACAGAAGGCCAAAGUUGGUGAACUGAAAGAUGAUGACUUUGAUAAGAUAUGUGAGCUGGGUGCUGGUAAUGGAGGUGUUGUCACUAAAGUACGUCACAAGCCUUCAGGUCUUAUUAUGGCAAGAAAGCUGAUUCAUUUAGAAAUAAAGCCUGCCAUUCGCAAUCAGAUCAUCAGAGAGCUCCAGGUGCUACACGAAUGUAACUCCCCAUAUAUUGUGGGCUUCUAUGGAGCAUUUUACAGUGAUGGUGAAAUCAGUAUAUGCAUGGAGCACAUGGAUGGGGGUUCUCUGGACCAGGUGCUGAAGGAAGCUGGAAGGAUUCCAGAGGAAAUUCUGGGAAAAGUCAGCAUUGCAGUUCUAAGAGGGCUGACAUAUUUAAGAGAGAAGCAUCAAAUAAUGCACAGAGAUGUGAAACCAUCCAACAUUUUGGUUAAUUCUCGUGGUGAGAUAAAGCUCUGUGAUUUCGGAGUAAGCGGUCAGCUCAUUGACUCGAUGGCAAAUUCCUUUGUGGGAACUCGUUCUUAUAUGUCUCCAGAGAGACUCCAGGGCACCCAUUACUCAGUGCAGUCUGAUAUCUGGAGUAUGGGCCUUUCCCUGGUCGAGAUGGCAAUUGGAAGAUAUCCAAUACCCCCUCCUGAUAUGAGAGAACUAGAGGCUAUCUUUCAGUGUCAAGUAGUGGAUGGAGCAGGAGGGGAAUCACGUAGCACGUCACCCAGAUCAAGGGCUCCAGGGCGUCCCAUCAGUGGGCUUGGAAUGGACAGCCGACCAGCCAUGGCUAUUUUUGAACUUCUGGAUUAUAUUGUCAAUGAGCCACCACCUAAACUCCCUAUUGGUGUAUUUUCACAAGACUUUCAAGAGUUUGUAAAUAAAUGUUUAUUCAAGAAUCCAGCUGAACGAGCAGACUUGAAACUACUCAUGAGCCACACGUUUAUUAAACGAUCUGAAGUAGAGGAGGUGGAUUUUGCCGGCUGGUUGUGUAAAACCAUGGGGCUGAAGCAGCCCAGCACCCCAACACGCAUCCCUGUGUGAGUGACAACGGAGAGCCUGCCUCCCCAAACCCCCUUGCUCCCCCAGUGUUCCCAUUCACCUCUGCUGAUGUCAACCACUACUGUCGUGCCUGUGGCGUAAAACAGAGAAGAAUUCUCCCUACAUUCUUAAACUGUGUGAGGAGGCUUUCAUUCAGGCAGCAUUGGCAGUUUUUUCAAAAGAGCCACUGUCUUUCUUUAGCUGGUUAAUUCUUAGUGGCACUUGGUCAUGGAUAUUAAUACUAAAGGUAAUAGUGAUGUAUGUGGUUGACAGAAGUCUGUUAUUCAAGAGACAGAAUAUUUUUUUAUCUGUGGGUUCCAGUAGUUGUCAAGUUACAGCAGCUAAUUUCAAAAUCCUACAUGACAUCACCUGUGAUUGAAUAAUUUUCAUCUACUAGAGUUAAAGAUUUCCAUUAGCCAUACUGGAUGUGAUUUUUUUUAAACCACAGUGCCAUAUGAAAUUCUGUUCUUGAAGAAAAGCAGAUUGAAGAGCAGUACAUUCAGAAUUUAUUCAAGCUACAGAUCUUAAGUAACAACUAAGAUGAGGUAAGAGAAAUAUAAAGGGCGUAAUUUUGGGUGUUCUUGUAUUUAAUGUCCCAGAGAUUCUGAAUUAAACUUUAAAACUGAAAAGUAUCUUAAACUCUUAAGUUUUCAAUAUUGGUAAUUUUUCUUCUAGUUGAAUAAUUAUAACAUUCAUCCAGUGAUUGUGCAAGCAAGUGAUUUAACAACCUAUUUUAUUUUUCUUGUACCUCUUCCAAAGGUAGAUGAGGGUAUCUGGAAUUCAGACUUCACAGGGAUGCUCUUUCUGUAUAUAUAACCAAUACUAGGAAUCUGUUCAUGGAGAAAUUGAUAUCUAAGUGCAUAAUUAGUCACAAGUACAUAAUAUAGUAAUAAUGUGUAUAGAUGUUACUUUAACUGCUUUGAUUUGUAAAGUGUAAUCAGAAUUCCUUAUAGUUUGGGGUCUAGAAGAAGAUCAAGGGAUUUAACUGCCUCUACACAGUGGUUCACUGGCAUUAAUAUUUGUAGUAGUUUUAGAGCCAACACUGAGCAAUAAUGUUAUGAACAUUUAAAUUUAUUUUUUGUUACAGGUUAUUGUAGAUUACAGAUGUUUACUGGUAGGAGACUAGUGACAGAUUAGUCCUCAAAAUCACAGAUGAUUCACAAUCAUGGGAAAGACUGGAUGGAAGGGAGAGUUCUUUUAUUAAUUUAAUUAGAAUUGUACAUUAAAAAAAUCCAUCCUUCUGUAUAUCUUGACUUAGAGAUGUUACAUUACAGACAUCCUAUUUUAUUGUUAAAUCAUUUAGAAUCUUUGAUAAAUUCUUUCAAAAUGCCAGUAGCACUGCAAGAGAAUUAGAUCUUGCACUAGGAACUAGAAGUUUGUGAUCAACUCAAACUGAGAUGACAGAGAUGUGUGCUCAGUUUCUGAUCAGAAUUUUGCUCAUUUUCAACAAAGAAAACUCACCCAUUAGAUGGUACAAGAUGUUUUGAAGCAUUUGUUACUGAGCUAGAGUGAAGUGAUAGAUUAGUUGAAAAAUAUUCCUAAAGGUAGUAAAAUGUGGGAAUGCUAUUGACACAGCUUAAUAUCUCGUCUAUCUUCAAACUGAUACUGUUGUUCAGACCGUAGAUCUAAUUAGGAUGGUAUUUCAGUUAGGAAUGAAGCUUAAAUUAAUCAUCUAAAGAAAGACAGUUUUAUUUUUCAAUUUAGCUUUGCCUCCUUGAGUUAUAAAUCGUAAUGUCUUAGUUCAUAUUGUUUUAAAACAAAGGAAGAUUUUACCUUUAUUUCCAUUCUUAGGUACAUUCUUUUGUUCACAAUUAUUAAAUGUUUAACUUUGCUGCUUCAUUGCUGGAAAUGGCUUGUUUGCUGGGUAACAGCUUCUUUCCAAUGAUUAGGGGUUUGGUCUUGGCAAGCACUGGCUUACUAAAUAUUCUUAUUUGUAGGUAAAAUUUGUUCAUAGUACUGUGAUUACUGCCCUACACACACCAUGCCUAGUAAUAUUCCUGGGACCUUCUGACCAUCAGGUUUCCUAGAGUAAAUACAUUUUAUAAUUUCAUUUACUGUAUACCAGAAUGACAAAAUCUACUUCAUUUAUGAAGUAUACAUUUGAUAGAACUUAGUGUAGUUUAGAUUUGGGCACUUGUGCUCAAUUUGGUUCAAGGAUGUUAUUUACAACCCAGUGGCCUUUUAGCUGAUGUGUAUUGUAGUUACAUUACAGCCCCCUGCAUAAAACCAAGCCUCCAAUUUCAACCUUUAGGGACUCCAAGGGCCAGUCUACCAAUCAAAGUGUGAUUGUCUUCAUCUACAGGAAAAAGUAAAUGAUAAAUAUUGAUUAAGUAUUGUCCUGAAUAAUCCAUGACAUCCAAACCCAUUGUGUUGUGGAUUGCACCUUCCACUGAUGGUGCUACAACCCAAUCACAUCCAGAUUAGAAUCAUGAAAAAUAAAAUUAAUAUUCCUGAAUGGUGAUGGAGUGAGUCAAAAAGAGCAAAGUUUAUAUUUUACACUUAAAAGAACAAUUCACAUAAUUAUUUGUGAAAAUUUAGGGUCUUUUUUUGUGCUUUUGGCUUGCUGAAGAUUUUUUGUCACUGAACUAUAUAGCAGCCAAAUGUUUUUGACACAAACUGCACCCCGAAUGUACUUCCAAGGGAAUGUGAAUCCAUUUUAAGUGCCUGGGGGGGGGGGGGGGGGACGAAAUGAAAUUUAAUUUAAAUGCAUGUGAAAUCAGUUUAUUACACUGAGGUGUUGAAAAUAAAAGAAACGCACUGUGAUUACAAUGAUGGGGUGGAGUUUUGUGUUGGGGUCUCAGUUGUUUGUGUUGUGCUCCUGUAUUGUCAAUGGAUUGUAUAUGCCUAUGCCUUUAAAUAAAAUAUCUGUAAGCUGUUGUUAAGGCACUUGUGCAUAUUGGUGUAUAUUACUAUAUCAGGUUAGAUGCAGUUGUUCUCUUUUGUGAAGCCAAUCGACACCUUGUGCUAAUGGUUGUGUUACACUCUUUGGGGGUGGGGGGUGAUAGAGUAAUUUUGCAAUGUGUAAAUGGCUUAUUAAAAGGAAGAUCUCAGUAGCACAAGGACUGUACUGAUUGUUUUAAGCUAUUUUUAAAUUUGCAAAACAAAUUGUGAACUGAAUGUAUAAUUUAAUCAACUGUUGCAAAAAGUUAUUAAACUGAAGUGGCAAUUGUUCUGUGUGAAUUACAA
Hypanus sabinus (Atlantic stingray) is the source of this 4538-nucleotide messenger RNA. RefSeq names its product dual specificity mitogen-activated protein kinase kinase 2. The transcript is spliced from 11 exons. Gene Ontology annotation, biological process: protein phosphorylation. Bases 153 to 1355 code for a protein of 400 amino acids. Gene Ontology annotation, molecular function: protein kinase activity; ATP binding. The record is from RefSeq and is a predicted model, not a curated record. Lineage: Eukaryota; Metazoa; Chordata; Chondrichthyes; Myliobatiformes; Dasyatidae.